This is a messenger RNA of Helicoverpa armigera (cotton bollworm), 1248 nucleotides long. RefSeq names its product deoxycytidylate deaminase. Lineage: Eukaryota; Metazoa; Arthropoda; Insecta; Lepidoptera; Noctuidae. Gene Ontology annotation, cellular component: cytoplasm. The transcript is spliced from 6 exons. The record is from RefSeq and is a predicted model, not a curated record. The coding region runs from base 102 to 659 and encodes 185 amino acids. Gene Ontology annotation, molecular function: zinc ion binding; dCMP deaminase activity. Gene Ontology annotation, biological process: pyrimidine nucleotide metabolic process.
CACUUGUUAACACUGCUGUCGCGCAUAUUCCAUACUCAAUCUAACGUAACAAGUAUGACAAUAAAAAAUAUUAAUAAAACAAAAUAAAUUAUAUCUGAAAAAUGGAUCAACCUCAUCGGCGUAUCGGCAAAAAAGCCAAACUGGAAGCUGACAUUUAUUUUAGUGAUGACGAAGAAGAGAUUUGUUUAGAAAUGACCAGGAGGCGCGAGGACGUUAUAAGUUGGCAGGAUUAUUUCAUGGCUGUUGCUUGUUUGGCAGCACAACGAAGCAAAGAUCCUGAUACCCAAGUGGGUGCCUGCAUUGUGAAUAAGGAUAACAGAAUUAUUAGCAUCGGAUACAAUGGACUGCCGAAUGGAUAUCCUGAUGCUGAAUUUACUUGGGCGAGGGAAGAUAAACUUUAUGUGUGCCAUGCUGAAAUGAAUGCCAUUGUCAACAAGAACUGCACCGAUGUAAAGGGUUGUCACAUAUAUGUCAAACUGUUUCCUUGCAAUGAGUGCGCGAAGAUAAUCAUCCAAUCAGGAAUCAGUAAAGUUUAUUAUUUAUCAGAUGAAAAAAACGACAAGCGGAAAUACCAAGUUGCUCAGAAGAUGUUUAUAGCCGCCAACGUUGAAUUCGAAAAGUACGUACCAACGCGUCGUAGAAUCGAGAUCAUCUUCUGAGGUAAAUGCAGUGGAAGCCCUAAAGUAUAAAUGUAUACUAUAUUUUUUUAUGAUUAUUGCUUAAUAGCAAAUAAUAUUUUUAUAAUUAUAUGUAUUAAGUAUGACGAGUUUUGUAAAUGAAACGGAAAUAUAAAUAAAUUUGUAAAAUAAAAUUUUAUUACUUUAUGUACAUGAUGACGCGGGUACAGAUACUCCGAUCACGCAACUUCAAUACAAUAAAAUCAUCGUGGCGAUUUUUAGUAACUUAAUUGAAGAUAUUUUGUGUAACAUAAAUAUAAUUGACCAUUUCCACUGAAUAAAAUAUACUUAGUUUGAAUAGGUUGUUGUUGGUUGUUUAUAUUACUUACAUCUCGUUUAGAUGAACAACUAGACCAGCUAUGUUCAAGAAACAAAUCCAAUCUAAAAUAAAUGAGAAUGAUACCAAAGAACGCGUUUAUUUCAUUCAGUGGAGUAGUCUGUGAAGUUAACAUAGUUUUUCACCAUACAGUAAAAAUGUUUGUAAUUGUUACAAUUUGGAGUAUUGAAUUAUAUAAUUAUUGUCCAAACUUUACAAAUAUCUACAAAAGAAAUAAAAUGAAUUCCAACAAAA